AUGCCGCGACCCAAAGUCCAUCCCAGCCAGCGAAAGCGGACAGCCGAAGCGUGUAACUCUUGCCGCCUGUCCAAGAAGCGGUGCAGCGCCACCAUUCCCUGCACCGCGUGCCAGAGACGCGGCAUCGGCCACACGUGCUACCUCACCCAGAGCCCGCGCGCCGGACGCUCGACAGGCUCCAAAGCGCAGACGCCAUUGGGGAAUAACCCGGAGACGGAGACAUCUGAACACGCUCGUCGUGGCUCUGGUUGGCCGCUUGGGGACAGCGCGCGUACCUGGGUGCCGCCGCAGGACGUCUAUCAGCCCAUCUCGCCGUCAGAGUCGAGGACAGCCGCCACGGAUACGAAUCAUGUAGAGGCGGAUGUGUCGCCGCUGCGUAGUACGACACAGAGAGAGACGCCGGCGCUAGGAAGGGAGUCGCACGCACGCAUGCUGCUGAAUCUGAGAGGAGAGCGAGUGUACAUCGGAGAGGCUGCUUCUAUUUCCUUUCUUCAAUUCGUUCGAGAUACGGUAGCGGCCCAGAUAGGACCCUCUCAAUUUUCUCACAAUGAUCAGAGCGAGACUAUGCUCGAGAACGAGCCUGUCAUCAAUGGCUCCAAUAUCCCAACGCCUGGGCUGACAGAGCUCGAUGAAGAAGAACGCGAAUCCUUCAUACAAAUAUACUACGCUGCUACUGGCGGAUUUUUGGAUUUAUUUUCCGACCAGGAGCUUGGUCAACUCUCCUCUGCGCCAGGGCAUGAGCGGUCUGAACAUGUGCCUCGCCACAUGGAAGCCGUCGCGUCCGCCGCGAUUGCUAUUGGGGCGCAGUGCAAGUCGCCGCUCGAGUCGCCGCAGGUCAGCCAGGCCUACUUUCGCCAUGCGCAGCGAAAAGCGUUUGCGGGCAUGCUAGAAGACCCCAACAUCAACAUUGUGCGAGUCUUUCUGCUCAUGGCCUAUUACAUGCUCGGCUCGUGCCGAAGGAAUUCUGCUUUUAUGUAUCUGGGCAUUGCCUCGCGCGCGGCGGUGUCACUGGGGCUCCAUAGCAAGGACUCCUACGAGGAUAUGAGCAGUGUGCAUCGCAAUAACAGAUUGAAAAUAUGGAUGAGUCUUUGUACGCUAGACAUGACUGUGAGCUCACUACUCGGUCGUCCGGCCGCAACCUCGGGCCUGCGUACUGAACUGGACGAGUCCCACAUCAGCGCCCUUGCCGGCUCCGAGGAUGAGGAUUUGGCGGCUCUUUUCGCCGUGUACGGAAUUCUCUCAAUAACGACCGACGUAGUGGAAACUAUGUACCGGAAAAAGGUGCCGUCCUUGGCGCUCAUUGAGCGAUCAUUUGCCCGGAUUGAAGACUGGAGUCGAGCAAUCCCUAAAAGUUUGCGUGCGAGACCGACUCCAAUAGCGUGCGGCACACCUAAUCGCCAAGACGUCUACAGACUACACAUGUCCUGUUUAUACUAUUUUGCCGUGACAUUGGUCUCUCGGCCGAUUCUCAUCUCACAGCUGACAUCCCAACCCAACACAUCCGCCACUACGCUGUCGCCACUGGCAUCUGCCUGUCUGGACGCGGCCGUUUUCCUGGUCCAGACAUGCACAGAUGCGAAAAAGUUGGAUACUCUCUUUGGAAGCUUGUGCAUUAUCAAGGCUCUGGUGUUUGCGGCUGGCCUCAUUCUUGGUUUUGACAUGUUUGCCAAGCGCGAGCUGGACUUUGAGAUUGAGAAUGCAUUUUCGGGUGCCAAGGAGGUGCUGGACUUGAUCGCGGAGCAGAGCGCGCAGGCGGCGCAUUAUGCAGAGAUACUGGGGCGGCUGUCGAGCGCGAUAGCGGAGCAGCGCCGCAAGACGGCAUCGCAAGGCCGGAGCAAACUCGUCAGUCGGCUGUUUCCGUUUGGCGGGGAUGCUGAGACAGGCCAGGGGGUUACAGACCAGUUCCGACUGCCGGAGACGACUGCGCAGACGGCGGGUGAUCGUUUGUUGGCGGAUGGCCCGAGCCACUGGCUGUUGGGACAGCCGCCGACGUUGUCUGCUGAAUUGGAAAGCGAUUUGAUCGGUGGAUGGGACGUCUUGGACCUGUCACAGUGGGAUAACUUUCCAUUUCACAGCCCGCGAAAUUUUGCAAACGACGGGUGA
Messenger RNA from Cordyceps militaris CM01, 2103 nucleotides. RefSeq names its product Fungal specific transcription factor. Lineage: Eukaryota; Fungi; Ascomycota; Sordariomycetes; Hypocreales; Cordycipitaceae. Gene Ontology annotation, biological process: DNA-templated transcription; positive regulation of transcription from RNA polymerase II promoter by galactose. The transcript is spliced from 5 exons. Gene Ontology annotation, molecular function: DNA-binding transcription factor activity, RNA polymerase II-specific; RNA polymerase II cis-regulatory region sequence-specific DNA binding; zinc ion binding. Gene Ontology annotation, cellular component: nucleus. The record is from RefSeq and is a predicted model, not a curated record. Bases 1 to 2103 code for a protein of 700 amino acids.